Molecule: messenger RNA, 587 nt
Organism: Dendroctonus ponderosae (mountain pine beetle)
Lineage: Eukaryota; Metazoa; Arthropoda; Insecta; Coleoptera; Curculionidae
Gene: NP15.6
Product: NADH dehydrogenase [ubiquinone] 1 beta subcomplex subunit 11, mitochondrial
Exons: 2
Coding region: 106-540 (144 amino acids)
Source: RefSeq, a predicted model, not a curated record
AGGUGGCAACGCCACCCUAGUCAAAACAGUGACAUAACAGUGCUCUAACCCCACUUGGCAGUGCAAUCAAUUUCGGGCCCCUUUUUCCACUAAUUCGGCGAUAAAAUGGUGCUGCUGGCAGGCUUGAACCGCGCCCUGUGGCCCAAGCUGCGGCCGGCGACGCAGUGGCGGCUGGUCUCCACCUCCAACAGGAAGAACAACGAAACAGCGACGGCGGACGUUUGCAAGGCCCCCGCCGCCAAGGCGCCGCCCAAGAACUGGAUUUCCUUCGGCUACGACAUCCGGGACCAGAAGGAGGACUUGCACGCCCACCAUUCGCUGAUGUUCGUCGGCAUCAGCCUCUGCCUGAUGAUUGGAGGCUACGUGUGGGCGUACGCCCCGGAUCUGAACCUGCGGGACUGGGCGGGGCGCGAGGCCUUCCUGGAGCUGCGGCGCCGCGAAGCGUCCGGCGGCCCCCUGAUCGACCCCAAUUUUCUGCCCGUCGAUCGCAUCGUGCUGCCCACCGAUGAGGAGCUGGGCGACACCGAGAUUAUCAUUUGAGCUUGCUGUUUUCCUGUACGAUUUUCCUAUUAUAUGAUUUAAUUCGA